AUGAUGACAUUAAUUUUAUCUGCAUAUCGCCGGACUCGAGUACAGCCACUGAGCCACCGGCGCGUUAGCAAACUGAAGACACUAGUCAACACUACUGGAACGCUAGGUGGCAAAUCAGCAGCAGCGUCAAAGAUUGUUACAAGGAAUAAUAUUUACUGUAAUGGACCAUUGCUGCAUGCGAUUCAAAUGUCUAGCAUAUUCCCAGAUUCGAAAACGUUUGUUGACAUGAAAAUGAAAUUUUCACCUAAUGAGACCAUGAACAUAUUUUUGGAAAUGAUGAAAAAAACGGGACAAAGGCCAUCAAAAUUAGAACUGGAAGUUUUCCUGAACGAAACAUUCGAGAAGGAAGGUAGCGAAUUCGAAAUUUGGGAUCCUUCCGAUUGGAAGCCAGAGCCCAAAUUUAUUGGUGAUAUUAAAGACCCAAAUUUCCAAGAAUGGGCUAGAGGUUUACAUUUGUUAUGGAAACUUCUCGGUAAAAAAAUCAAAGAUGACGUUCGUUUACAUCCUGACCAUUAUUCAAUUAUCUAUGUUCCGUAUCCGGUAAUUGUACCUGGUGGCCGAUUCCGUGAAUUUUACUAUUGGGAUUCUUACUGGAUAAUUAGAGGUCUACUACUAUCUGAGAUGUAUACCACCGUAAAAGGAAUGCUUAGCAACUUUUUGUCGAUUGUUAACACCUACGGUCAUAUUCCAAACGGGGGAAGAGUUUAUUACGCCAUGCGGUCUCAACCCCCCAUGCUGGUACCAAUGAUGAAAAGUUACAUCGAGGCCACAAAUGACACAACUUUCCUAAAAGAAAAUGUAGAUAUACUAGAAAAAGAAUUCAGCUAUUGGAUGUUAAAUCAUACAGUAGACAUAGAAAAGGAUGGAAAAGUAUACACAUUGGCCAGAUAUAAGGAUUCGUCAACAGGACCUAGACCCGAAUCAUACAGGGAAGAUAUCAUGAGCGCACAAACACUGAAGACCGAUAACGAUAAAGAAAACUACUAUUCUGAGCUAAAGGCCGCUGCGGAAUCUGGGUGGGAUUUUUCCAGUAGAUGGUUUAUACUAAACGGAACAAAUAAAGGAAACCUGACCAACCUGAAAACACGAUUCAUCAUUCCGGUGGACUUGAACGCUCUGGUGUAUUGGAAUGCUAAGAUAUUGAGUGAUUUCUACAGGGAGCUAAAUGUAUCCGACAAGGCACUGAAGUACGAAAACAUCGCCAACAAAUGGAUAGAAGCAGUGACGGCGGUGCUUUGGCACGAGGAAGUAGGCGCGUGGCUGGACUAUGACAUGCUGAACGAAAUCAAGCGUGAUUACUUUUACCCAACCAAUAUAUCACCAUUGUGGACUGGCUGUUAUGACCCGAAGAAGACCGAUGACUUUGUGUCCCGAACGCUUAAGUACUUGGAAAAGACACAAAUAAUGAACAACCUGGGUGGGAUACCAACUACCCUGGAGCACUCCGGUGAACAGUGGGACUACCCGAACGCGUGGCCCCCUCUCCAGUACAUAAUGGUCAUGUCACUCGACAGCUCGGGCGAUAACUGGGCCCAGGACUUGGCAUUCGAGAUAGCUGAACGAUGGAUGAGGUCCAACUACAAAGCGUACAACGAGACCAACGCCAUGUAUGAAAAAUACGAUGCGACCGUACCCGGAGGUCACGGCAGUGGAGGUGAAUACGAGGUGCAGCUAGGUUUCGGCUGGACCAACGGCAUAAUCUUGGAGUUCCUGCAGAAGUACGGAUCCAGGGUCACGGCCGAGGAUAAGUUCGUCGAGGCGCCUCAGACUAGCGCCAACAUAGACUCCAGCAGAAGCAGCACUGACUACAACACCAAGACCGUGUCUUCGGCGACGCAAGUCAUGACUGCCACGCUUGCGAUACUGGCCACGAUAUCGGCCGGAUGCAUAGGGUGA
Messenger RNA from Macrosiphum euphorbiae (potato aphid), 1896 nucleotides. NCBI's taxonomy places the organism in Eukaryota, Metazoa, Arthropoda, Insecta, Hemiptera, Aphididae. The record is from the annotation of a GenBank genome assembly.